AUGACCAACCCAAACACGACCAACUCAGCCAACCUGAACAACGCAAGCAAUCUCCAAGCCACCGCGCCGCCAGGUCAAGAAGCCACGCCUGACAAGAGCUUUGGUGCCGCGCCUUCGUCGACCAGCGCUGGGGAUAACAAAACCUCCUAUACUUCAUCAGACCCCACCACGCACCCGGACGCCAAACCCACCAGCAAAAUCGCCGGAGAUCUCAAGGGGAUGGCCCAGGGGGUAGCCGGAUCCGUGCAAGCCGCGGUGGGCACCACAUUCGGGCAGAAAGGCAUGGCGGACAAGGGGUUCGAGAAGAUGUCCGAGGAAGACGCACGGUUAGCUGCCAAGUCUGGAGUACCGCCCGUGGGGACAGAGCAGCGGGACAAGGUUCUUUGA
This is a messenger RNA of Cladophialophora yegresii CBS 114405, 387 nucleotides long. RefSeq lists its product as uncharacterized. The coding region runs from base 1 to 387 and encodes 128 amino acids. Lineage: Eukaryota; Fungi; Ascomycota; Eurotiomycetes; Chaetothyriales; Herpotrichiellaceae. The transcript has a single exon. The record is from RefSeq and is a predicted model, not a curated record.